GCCUUCGCCUUCUCCUUCUCCUCGUAUAAAAUCUCCCUUCUCUUUUCCUAAUAUUUUCUUCAAUAAAAAAUUAUUAUUAUUACUAUCAAUUUUCGUUGUUCCAAUUCUCCAUUUCCGAGGCACGUUCAGUGCUUCUACAUUCAAGAGCUUUUUUUUUUUUAUAUAUAUAUAAUUAUAAAAAAUGCCCGUUCUUUAUUAUAAUUUGUUCUCCAUAGGAGUUUCUCUCUCCGCUGCCGUGAUGACUGCCCCAGCAGGUGCUUGUUUUUAUUGUUACUCCGGCGGCCGUUGUCUGUGUUCAUCUUUCCGCUGUCAAUAUUCUUGAUUUUUUUGGCUUCCUGGGGGUGUUUAGGGUUUUCUUUCUGUUCUAUUGGAGGCGAUAAGGAAGCCAGAAAUUUGGGUUGUAUAAAUGGAUUUGACUCAACCGCCUGGGAAUAGUGGUCUAUCUUUAGGGUUUUUAUCUCACGUUGCAGCGGCGCCCUUGAAUACUGACAGGGGCUCCAAAAUUGCCGAUGAUUCAAUUUCCUUUCAAAUCGAGUCGAGGGUUCGAGACCCAAUGAAUCCCUUGCCAUCUAUUCCACUCCAAUUGCUGGACCAGCAAACAGAGAGUCAAAAUCACCCAGCCGAGAAAAUUUCCAGUGAGAAUAAGGAUAGAGAUGAGGAGAAAGAUUUUGAGGAGUUUCGAAUUUUGGGGCACUCCAUGACUUUGAAGAGGAAGCGCGAAAGCGAUUCAGCCUCCUCUACGUCGACAUCGUCUUCCUCUUCAAAGGGAUUUAGGUUGUCUUCCAACGAGAUGGAAUCGCGCAGGAGUGCAGUCAGGGCGUGGGGGAAUCAGAGCUUGCAAAAUGCUGAUCCCGAUAUUUUCAAAAUUAUGGAAAAGGAGAAGCAGAGGCAGUUUAAAGGGAUUGAAUUGAUUGCCUCCGAGAAUUUUGUGUGCAGAGCUGUGAUGGAGGCAUUGGGAAGCCACUUGACUAACAAAUACUCUGAAGGGAUGCCUGGUGCGCGAUACUAUGGUGGGAAUCAGUACAUUGAUGAGAUUGAAACUCUCUGUUGUGAGCGAGCUUUGGCUGCUUUUGGUCUUGAUCCGGAAAGUUGGGGCGUGAAUGUUCAACCUUAUUCUUGUACUUCUGCGAAUUUUGCUGUCUAUACAGGGCUUUUAUUACCAGGGGAUAGAAUAAUGGGGUUAGACACACCCUCUGGAGGGAACACAAGUCAUGGAUGUUAUUUGCCUAAUGGGAGGAAAGUGUCUGGGGCCUCGAUAUUUUUCGAGAGUCUACCAUAUAAGGUAAACCCACAAACUGGGUAUGUGGACUAUGAUAAGCUUGAGGAGAGGGCGCUUGAUUUCCGCCCGAAGAUAUUGAUUUGUGGUGGGAGUUCCUAUCCACGGGAGUGGGACUAUGCAAGAUUUAGACAAAUAGCAGAUAAAUGCGGUGCAGUUUUGCUAUGUGACAUGGCUCAAACCAGUGGUCUUAUUGCUGCCAAGGAGUGUGCCAGUCCUUUUGAAUAUUGUGAUAUUAUUACCUCCACUACUCAUAAAAGUCUUCGAGGUCCUAGAGGAGGAAUCAUUUUCUACAGGAAGGGACCAAAGCCAAAGAAGAGAGGCAUGCUUUUGAGUCAAGGGGAUGGAAGUGAUAGAUAUGAUUUUGAGGAAAAGAUCAACUUUGCUGUUUUUCCGGCACUGCAAGGUGGCCCACACAAUAAUCACAUUGCGGCUUUGGCUAUAGCAUUGAAACAAGUGGCUGCUCCUGAAUACAAGACAUAUAUGCAGCAAGUCAAGAAAAAUGCUAAGGCUUUAGCAUCAGCUUUGCUGAGAAGAAAUUGCCGGCUGGUCACUGGGGGCACUGAUAACCAUCUGUUGCUUUGGGAUCUAAGAAAUUUUGGAUUGACAGGUAAAAACUUUGAGAAGGUCUGUGAGUUCUGUCACAUCACCCUCAAUAAAGUUACAAUUUUUGAUGACAAUGGCAAUAUCACCCCUGGAGGCGUAAGGAUUGGUACACCUGCAAUGACAUCUAGAGGCUGUCUUGAGGCUGACUUUGAGAUGAUGGCAGAAUUUCUACUUAGAGCUGCUCAGAUUGCAAGUUCUGUGCAGAGAGAACAUGGGAAACUACCAAAGUCGUUCCUUAAGGGGCUUGAAAACAACAAAGAGAUUGUGGAACUUAGAAUGCGAGUAGAAAGUUUUGCUUCGCAGUUCGCUAUGCCAGGAUUUGAUUGAUAGUUUGGCCUGGGGGUUGUGACAGGGGAAUACUUUCGGCUGUCCAAGUAUGGCCUCCUCUGUACAUGGUAACUUCAAAGUGACAUUAAAUUAUUCUGACAAGUGAUGGGGCGUUUCUAUAAUUUUGUAGCCUCUCAUUGAUGCUUAGAAAAUCUCAACUCAAUGAGUCUGAAUCAUGGGAUGCACCAGCAAACCUGCCCUGUUAGUCAUAGCUGGCAUAUGCUCUGUGGGUGGAGGCAAUUUGGUCACUCAAGUGUUAAAUCAAUGUAGGGCAACCGAGUCCUGGCAUAUUUCAUCCAUAGUAAAGUUUUUGUGGUCCUGGUGAUUAGAGGGAGACUGCACACCUGAAUCAUUUGUUAUUGUUUUCAUUGAGGAUGCCUCAGGGUGGUCUGAUGUUUGGUACCAAUGAUAAUAGAAUUACACCAAUGGCGCUCAAUUGUCGAAUUUGUAAUCAAUUUCGAGAUUUUGCUUCUGAUGUGAUUUAUGUAUAUGCAAAGAAAGCAAAAAGAGUUGCGCCCUUUUUCACUCCAUCAGAUGAAGGGUUCGUACAUUUACUUAUAAUUACACUGCAGCUUCAAUUACUGGUUUGUAGUGCUAAUUGCAGACCCUGGAUUGAGAAUGUAAAAGUGUUGAAGGAUGCAAGACUAAAACCAAAAUCUGUAAAUUAGGUGCAAAUUGCGCAGUGGGAAAUGAUAAAAAGUGCGAUCGCAGUGGGAUUGAA
Molecule: messenger RNA, 2930 nt
Organism: Sesamum indicum (sesame)
Lineage: Eukaryota; Viridiplantae; Streptophyta; Magnoliopsida; Lamiales; Pedaliaceae
Product: serine hydroxymethyltransferase 7
Biological process (GO): tetrahydrofolate interconversion
Cellular component (GO): cytoplasm; mitochondrion
Molecular function (GO): glycine hydroxymethyltransferase activity; pyridoxal phosphate binding
Source: RefSeq, a predicted model, not a curated record